AUGCAUUUCCUCAAUCUACUUCCACUACUCUCCCUCGCCUCGCUGGGAACUUCCCUCCCAAACAAUAACCAACCACGCGAACUAAAAAGCAUCACGCCCUCCACACUCUCCUCUUCUUCUGCUAUCUACUCAAACCCAACACCAACACCCUCCGCCAAGCCCCUCGGGCGCGCCGUAGUGAUAAACUUCUGCAAAAACCCAGUGUACAUCUGGUCCGUCGGGUCCACCGUUCGGCCGGAGGUGAUCCUCCCCUCCGACGGACAAUUCGCCGAGACCUUCCGGGAGGACCCCGUCGCCGGCGGGAUCGCCAUCAAGAUCAGCACCGAGCAGGAUGGACUGUAUGUUAGUGCGCCCACGACGGUGUUUGCCUAUAACUUGUCCGAGCAACAGGUGUGGUACGACCUCUCCGAUGUGUUUGGCGAUCCCUUUGCUGGAUACUCUGUACGGGUGCAGCCUGCUGAGCCGGAGCUCUACUGGGAGCAGGGCAUUCCACCGGCUGGUAGCCAGGUACGGGUGAGCGAUGCGUCUACGGAUUUGGUCCAUCUUUCGGCUACAACACCGAUCUCUCCCCGCAAUUUCUCCAACUUGGGGGUUGGCUUUCUAUCCGUCACUUCUUCGCUUCACCUCUUCUUUUGUCCCGUCCCUCUCCCGUCCCUCUCCCCCAUUUCUUUCCACGCGCGCUCUCUCUCUUUCAUUAUCAUUAUGGUCUCGCCUGCAAUUCGGGUGGCUCCCUCAGCCGCCAACCGCGCCCUAAACCUGCUGCGCACUGUGCAGUACACCCACCCGCCAACUUGUCCGUGCCACUCCAAUCCAAACCACCACCAUCACCACCAGACCCCGUCCCUGCUGAGCCAUGUGCGCCGCCACAUGGCCACACCGAUCGACCCAGCCCGGGAGAAGGAGUAUGCCUUUGAGAUGGCCGCGUCCAGCAUCCGGUUCGGGCCCGGUUCGACCAAGGAGGUCGGGAUGGAUUUCAAGAACAUGGGCGCUAAGCGCGUGUGCAUCGUCACCGACUCCACCGUCACCAAGCUUGAUGCUAUGAAGCAGGCCGUUGAGGGUCUCACCCGUGAGGGCAUUGAGUUUACCGUGUUCGACAAAGUCCGCGUCGAACCGAAGGACAGCUCGGUGAAGGAGGCGAUUGCAUUUGCUAAGCCAUACAACCCGGAUGCUUUCCUCGCUGUCGGCGGUGGAUCCGUCAUCGACACGGCCAAGCUGAUGAAUCUCUACACUGUGUUCCCCGAGGCCGACUUCCUAGACUUUGUCAAUGCACCCUUGGGCAAAGGUCUCCCUGUGACCAAGCCUCUGCGCCCGCUCGUAGCCGUGCCCACGACCGCCGGCACGGGGUCCGAGACAACAGGCACAGCAAUCUUCGACCUAGUCUCCAAGAAAGCGAAGACGGGCAUCGCCCACCGCAACCUCAAGCCCACGCUCGGAAUCUGCGACCCGCUCAACACGCGCACUAUGCCCUCAGCAGUGCACGCCUCGUCCGGCCUUGACGUGCUCUGCCACUCGCUCGAAUCCUGGACCGCAAUCCCCUACAACGAACGCACCCCGCGCCCCACAAACCCCAUCAACCGCCCAGCCUACCAAGGCGCAAACCCCAUAUCCGACAUCUUCUCCCUACAAGCCCUCCGCAGCACGGUCAAGUACCUCCCUCGCGCGGUUCGGGACCCGGACGACCACGAGGCGCAGUCGAACAUGCUCCUCGCGGCCACGCUCGCAGGUGUCGGAUUUGGCAAUGCAGGCGUGCACCUGUGCCACGGCAUGAGCUACCCGAUCUCCAGCCAGAACCCCGGCUACAAGCACAAUGGCUACGAAGUCGACUACCCGAUCAUCCCGCACGGCGUCUCCGUCGCCGUUACUGCGCCAGCCGUCUUCCGCUUCACGGCCGCCUCGAACCCAGACCGCCACUUGGCCGCCGCUGAGGCGUUCGGUAUUGAUAUCUCGAACGUGAAGCGCGAGAGUGCGGGCGAAGUUCUCGGCGCUGCGCUGGCGGAGUUCCUGCUAAAGCUGGGUGAUCAGCCGCGCGGGCUGAAGGACCUGGGGUUCAAGAACUCCGAUGUCGAGGGUCUGGUUGAGGGGACGAUUCCGCAGCAGCGCGUGCUUAUGCUUGCGCCGACGCUGAGUAAGGAGUUGGAGGCUGAAAAGGGGGAAUUGAGGAAGUUGCUUGAGGAAUCGAUGGAAUACUAG
Molecule: messenger RNA, 2190 nt
Organism: Penicillium lagena
Lineage: Eukaryota; Fungi; Ascomycota; Eurotiomycetes; Eurotiales; Aspergillaceae
Exons: 4
Coding region: 1-2190 (729 amino acids)
Cellular component (GO): mitochondrion
Molecular function (GO): alcohol dehydrogenase (NAD+) activity; metal ion binding
Source: RefSeq, a predicted model, not a curated record